Molecule: messenger RNA, 1176 nt
Organism: Aureobasidium namibiae CBS 147.97
Lineage: Eukaryota; Fungi; Ascomycota; Dothideomycetes; Dothideales; Saccotheciaceae
Exons: 3
Coding region: 1-1176 (391 amino acids)
Biological process (GO): establishment of mitochondrion localization; protein insertion into mitochondrial outer membrane; mitochondrial outer membrane translocase complex assembly
Cellular component (GO): ERMES complex; SAM complex
Source: RefSeq, a predicted model, not a curated record
AUGAUCGAGUUCAUGGACUAUGUCCAAACUGCCUUCUAUUCGGCUUCGCUGUGGGAUCAUGACAACUCGUACAGCACCUUGACGGCCACGGCCAAUGCCCUUCUUGACUUCCAAACUCCGCAUGGCCUUCGCCUUCGUAUCUCGUCACUCUCGGCUGCUGGCUUUGCGACAUCGUACACUCUAUCCAACAGAGGCUUCGUCGAUGGCUCCAUCUCUUUCCUCUACUCGUCCCUGCCCAUGCGCAUUCCUUCGCAAAGCAGUAUAAUCGACUUGCGCAACCUGGUCAGAGGAUACAGACACCUUCCCGAACUGCGCCGACCCGACGAGACAUAUCUGUGGGAGAUCUGGCAGGCUGGAAGAAGAAUCGACAAGAAAGACACUUUGUUGUACGGCCGUCUAUACCUGCCUACGUCGACUCUCGAAGCCCUGUACCUGCGUCGCAUAUCGCCUUCGCGCCUUCUGCGGCUGUCAUGUGUCUCCGACUCUGCUCUCCCUAAUGGCGGUUCCGUCCUGGCACAACUGCAGAACGACCAUGCCAAGUACUCGACCGAAUACCUCUUUUCCACCGACAGCUGCUUGAUGGGUGUCCGCGGUCUCUACAACUUUGGUCUCGAUCCUCGCACUAUCCCUCGGACCACAACGCCUAGAGGCAACGUCGUACCCGUCGACCCUCAAAUCGGUCGUCUCAGCGCUGGUGCCGAGUUGUACUUUUCCCCUCUGAAUAAGUCUGGAGGUGUAUCCACUGCUAUCCGCUUCACUACUCUGCCUUCGCAUACUGGCUUUCCCUACACCAUGGCCUUGACCUGCAAUCCCCUCAUGGGCAACAUCUCGUCUAGCUACGCUGUCAAAGCUGGGGACGAUGUAGCACUGAGUUCACGCUUCGACUUCAACAUCUACAGCUACGAGUCCGACGUCCAACUCGGCCUUGAACUUUGGCGACACAAACAGCAAGAGUCAGUCUUGGAAACAAAGUUGUCCAAAGACCUGCUUGGGCGAAACAGUACACAAGAAGUGGAUAGUGUGUUCAAGGCUAGGGUCAAUCAACUCGGCAAGAUUGGCGUGCUGUGGGAGGGCCGCAUCAAGGAUCUGCUGGUCAGUAUAGGUGCGGAUCUGAAUUUGAAAAGGAGAGACAACAUCAUCGGGUCCGUAGGGCUGGAAGUUUCGUAUUCUUCUUGA